Drosophila suzukii is the source of this 455-nucleotide messenger RNA. RefSeq names its product synaptic defective enhancer 1. NCBI's taxonomy places the organism in Eukaryota, Metazoa, Arthropoda, Insecta, Diptera, Drosophilidae. The record is from RefSeq and is a predicted model, not a curated record.
AGUUGCAGCAAACGGUAGAGCAAACACCAAGCGAAUUGUCCGGGUCCUUUUCGCCAUUUUUGUGAGCCGUAAGAACGUGACAGCUCGGAAAUGAAGCUAUUUUGUGCUGUUUUGGUUAUUUACGUUGUGGCUUUGACCCUCUUUGGAGUCGACGGGCGUGGCGGGGGAACCCGAAACGGAGUAGAGGAACCCAAGUUUGGCGGGUUGUACAGACGAUUUCGUCGGGAUGCCUUGGAGCAGAGCUUGUCGGCCAAUGAGGCACCGCCACCGCCGCCGCAGUUCAGGCAACGCCGUCAGGCACCACCCGGACUACCGCCCCCACCAGACGGUCUUCCACCACCACCCCAGUUCCUCUUUUAAAUAUACCUGAAUGUAUAGUAAGUUGUUGGGCGUUUGUGCAUGUAAAUGGGAACCAUAUCGAAGCUAAUAAAACUAGUAAGAAGCAUUCCAAAAAC